Punica granatum (pomegranate) is the source of this 2044-nucleotide messenger RNA. The record is from RefSeq and is a predicted model, not a curated record. Lineage: Eukaryota; Viridiplantae; Streptophyta; Magnoliopsida; Myrtales; Lythraceae.
CUGGUCCUCAGCUUCUCACAGCCCUUAAAUAGAUAUACACUGCUAGAUAUUCGGAAUUAGGAUUAGGAAUCCUCCUUAAAAGUUUGCCCAAAGUCUUCUUUCCACGACAAAACCCCAAAAAGCCUAUACAUACAUACAAUACAUACAUAUUCCCCUCCCCUCACCUUACCUCACCAAUCCAAUUAUUACUAAAUAGAGCCAUGAGAGAGGCAACUCUCGGAAACUUUUUGCUCUCCAUUCCCCUUGUGUGCUGAAGCUCUUAUCUAGUAGUCUAUCAUUCUCCAACAGAAAAGGCGAGGGCCACGGCGAAGAAGCCAUACGAAGAAAUGAACCAGUGCGUCCCCAAUUGGGAUCUCGAUGACAACCCCUUGCCUGCUAGGCUCUCAGCUCGAUCCAACUCGAAUUCGGCCCCUCCCGAUGUGCCCAUUUUGGACUAUGAAGUGGCGGAGCUGACAUGGGAGAAUGGGCAGCUGGCGAUGCACGGCCUGGGGCAGCCGCGCGUAUCCCUCAAACCCCAGCCGCAGCAGCCAGCCUCGACCAACAACAACAAGUACACGUGGGACAAGCUUCCCCGCGGCACCGGCACCGGCACCGGUACUGGUACCCUUGAGUCCAUCGUCGACCAGGCUGCUGCUGCUCUCCCCAACCGCAAGCGGCCACCCCAGCCACCUCCCUUCGAUGACGUCGUCCCCUGGUUCAACUGCCCCGGCGCUGCCACCUCUGCCUCCAUGACCAUGGACGCUCUAGUCCCAUGCACUGCUGCAGCCACCGACCGGCAGCACCAGAAGCAUCAGGAGCAGGGCAUCGCCGGCACCAUGCCGCUCCUGAACGAGUCCUCUACCGUGCCACCCAUGUGCGCGGUGGGGUGUUCAACCCGUUUGGAUUCCUGCAGUGAGGCUGCCGUGGCCGCCGCACUGCAGGCGGAUGAUGCAAGGAAGCGGGCGAGGGUGGCGGCUGCUGUGCAGGUGCCAGUGGCCAGGGAGUGGAGCGGGAGGGACCAGUACAGCGCGAGCGGGAGCGCCACCAUGAGGAGAGAGAUGGACAGCCAGCAGAUGACGGUGGAUACGUGCGACAGGGACGUGUGUGUGGGGCUCACAUCCACCUCCAUGGGCUCACAGGACACUACCAGCUCCGGCGCCCGGCCGUGCACCCAGGCCACCGCCACCGCCGAUGAGCACGACUCCAUCUGCCACGGCCGAUCCCAGAGGGAAGCAGGUGAUGAGGAGGACAAGGUAAAGAGAAACAGGAAAUCCACAGUCUCAACAAAAAGGAGCAGAGCUGCUGCCAUACACAACCAAUCCGAACGCAAAAGAAGAGAUAAGAUAAACCAAAGGAUGAAGACGCUGCAGAAGCUGGUCCCCAAUUCCAGCAAGACCGAUAAGGCCUCGGUGCUGGACGAAGUGAUAGAGUACUUGAAGCAACUGCAAGCACAAGUUCAGAUGAUGAGCAGGAUGAACAUGAAGCCAAUGAUGCUUCCAAUGGCGAUGCAACAGCAGCUCCAGAUGUCGAUGAUGGCACCGAUGGGCCUCGGGAUGGGGAUGGGCAUGGGGAUGCCUGGAGUCAUGGACAUGAACGCCCUCACUGGCCGCCCCAAUCUCCCUGGCAUGCCACCCAAUGGCUCGGCACCCAUCCUCCACCCUGCGGCUGCGGCCGCUCCUUUUUUGCCCCUAGCACCCUUAUGGGAUGGCUCUGGCUGCAACGGAGAUCGGCUCCAUCCUUCCUCGACUGCUGCUGCACCGGUUCUAGCAGACCCGUUUGCAGCUUUCCUCGCAUGCCAGUCACAGCCAAUGACUUUGGAUGCAUAUAGCCGGAUGGCAGCAAUCUACCAGCAGCUGCAUCAGCCGCCAGCUUCAAGUUCUAAGAACUGAGACAGCCGGGCCGGCUCCAAAAUUUUCAUGGUUUCAUUAUUUCGGACAAAUCAAAUUUCUGUUUUUUUUUUUUUAAAUUUUGUGUUUUUUAAAAUGUUAUCAUAACUCGGUUCAGCAUAUAUAUAGAAAUGUAAAUUUAUAAAUAUAUAAUUAAUUAAUUAAUUCCUCUUUUGUUA